Notechis scutatus (mainland tiger snake) is the source of this 589-nucleotide messenger RNA. The record is from RefSeq and is a predicted model, not a curated record. Lineage: Eukaryota; Metazoa; Chordata; Lepidosauria; Squamata; Elapidae.
UCCCCAAAGGAUCUCACGCUGGAUCCACCGCCCCCCCUGGGCCUGGCCGGCCUGAAGUACCUGCCCUCACGGCUGAAGGUGGACCUGGAGACCACCAGCCUGGUCCUCUCCAUGAACAGCCAGAAGAGGCACCUCACCUGGACCCUGAAGCUGCUGCGCUUCGCCCACCAGUGCGACGAGGAGCAAAUCCCCCUGCGGAGCUUCACCCCCACCUGCGACCUGCCCCAGAUGAGCCUCGAGCUGGUGCUGGAAGACGGGCUGCUGCUGUCGCAAAGCCGCCAACGCAUCGUGUGCCUCAACCUGCUGAAGGCCAGCCUGCAGGUCAUGGCCAUUGACAUCUCCGUGGCCGUCAUGGUCAGCACCUGCAUUGUCCACUACCGGCACCAAGAGUUCUCCCACUGGGUGGGCCUGCUGGCCUCGGCGGAGCAGGGAGCCCCCGGCUGGGCCCUCUUGGCCAGGGGCCCCGGCGGCAGGAUGCCGCAGAUCCUGGCCACCAUCAUCCUCAGCGCUUCGGUGUCCAACGUCAGCCUCUCCGUGCAGCUGGGAGACACCCCACCCUUCGCCCUGGGCUUCAACUCCAUCUCCAUGG